GGGCUUGGGGAGUCGAUCGAUCGGGAAUCGCAGCAGCUUGCCUGGCGCCAUGGGCCAUGGGAAUGGGCGACAGGACCCGGGAGGCCUUCCAUGAGGUGCUCUACAAAGAGCUCCUGGCGGAGCCAGGCGCGCGCAGCUACGGGCAGCGCUAUGGCAGGCACCCGCUGGCGCCCAUCCGCAAGGAGGCUCCCCGCCGCAGCGCCCAAAGUGCCGAACACUCCCGCGACGACGAGUGCAGAGGCGCCGCGCGUUGCACGGAGGCGGCGGCGGAGUUCUCGCGGCGCGUCACGCUGCGGGCGGCGCAGAUCCGGAAGGCCGCCAGAUGCAGCCUGCUCGAGAGCUUGGAGGUCACCCUACCCCAGGCCUUUCCAGACCCGCAGCCAGCGCCACUGGCGGAUCCUGCACCCCAGGCGCCUCGGGCACUGCAGGCUUUACCGCACCACGUGCUCCUCGGCGCCAGCCUGUGGUUGCCGCCCAGUGACUUCACGCGCCUGGCGGCGGCGUGCUCACUGAUCCCCAGAUCUCAUGAGAUGUGCUGCUGGAAUCUGCAGAUCUUCGGCCUGGACCCAGAUGAACUCCGUCGGGUCUGGAGCCGCAAGGAGCUCUCAGCGCAGCAUCUGCUCCUCUUCGCCCUGCGCCGGCACAGAGCGCAACAACGUGCACGGCACCAAGGUAUCGCUGCAGGGCUCCAGCACUUCCUCGCGCUAAGAGAAGGCACUGCCUUCCGCUGGACCAAGGCUUCGAGGCCUGCGCCCUUGGCGCUACCUAUCCCCGUGCGUAUGGUGGCGUGCGGCGGGGAUCACAGUCUGCUGGUCACCGUGGACGGCCAGCUCUGGUCCUGCGGCCGCAACGACGCCGGGCAGCUGGGUCUCGGCCACCGUGACGCCGACGCCUCGGAGCUUCAGCGCCUCCACCUGCCGCGACCCGCGCUGCAGGCCGCCUGUGGCGCAGACCACUCCCUGGUGCUCUUGGCCUCCGGGGAGGUCUGGGGCUUUGGCAGAGGCUCCGAAGGGCAGCUGGGCUCCGGCGAAGAAGCCCUGGACCCCAUCCGCGUGGCAACAGGCGCUUCGCACAUCGCUUGCGGAGCGGAUCAUUCCGUCUACUUGGACUGCUGUGGUCGAGCUUUCUCCUUUGGAGAAAACUCCUCCGGUCAGCUCGGGCUUGGGCAUUGCUGCAGGGCGGAGGGCCCCACGGAAAUGAUCCUUCCCCGGCUGGCCGUGGAUGUCGACUGCGGAGGGACACACACCUUGAUCUUGGUAGAUGACUUGACAGUCUUUGGCUGCGGCAACAACGACAAGGGCCAGCUGGGCGAAGCUGGCGGUUUCGUUCCGGAGCUGCUGGACCUUGGACCUGCGGAAGGAAUCAGCUGUGGCUUCAGCCACUCCUUAGUCCUCUCGGCUGGAAGCGUGCGGGUGCUGGGCGGAAAUUCUCUUCCGCGGCCUUUGGGGCUGAAGUCGCGCAUCUCAGAGAUCAGUGCUGGGGGUCAGAGUCUUUGCGCAUCUUCGACUGCCUGUUAUUCCUUCGCGCUGCGCUUACGCCGCUGUGGACACUGAAAAUCAGGUUCAACGGAUUGACUUUCCUCAACUGG
Messenger RNA from Effrenium voratum, 1588 nucleotides. The record is from the annotation of a GenBank genome assembly. Lineage: Eukaryota; Dinophyceae; Suessiales; Symbiodiniaceae.